Anopheles funestus (African malaria mosquito) is the source of this 750-nucleotide messenger RNA. RefSeq names its product protein mago nashi (gene mago). Gene Ontology annotation, biological process: RNA splicing. The transcript is spliced from 2 exons. The record is from RefSeq and is a predicted model, not a curated record. Gene Ontology annotation, cellular component: exon-exon junction complex; catalytic step 2 spliceosome; nucleus. Bases 112 to 558 code for a protein of 148 amino acids. NCBI's taxonomy places the organism in Eukaryota, Metazoa, Arthropoda, Insecta, Diptera, Culicidae.
CGCGUUGCGUUUGACACAACCUCUGCCGCUAGAUAUAAACGGCAGAGAAAAGCAAAAAACUAGGGUAAAGCGAAAGGCAUUUACCGCGAGGAAAAGAAAGCCGAACCGAAAAUGUCCAGCACGGAAGAUUUCUACUUGCGGUACUACGUCGGUCACAAGGGCAAGUUUGGCCACGAGUUUCUGGAGUUCGAGUUCCGGCCGGAUGGUAAGCUGCGGUACGCAAACAAUUCCAACUACAAAAACGACACCAUGAUCCGGAAGGAGGCGUACGUGCAUCAAGCGGUAAUGGAGGAGCUGAAGCGCAUCAUACUGGAUUCGGAAAUUAUGGCCGAAGAUGAUUCCCUGUGGCCACCGCCAGACCGUGUAGGACGGCAGGAGCUAGAAAUAGUGAUAGGCGAUGAGCACAUCUCUUUUACCACGUCCAAAACGGGUUCGCUGGUGGACGUAAAUCAGUCCAAAGAUCCAGAAGGACUUCGCGGGUUCUACUACCUCGUGCAGGAUCUUAAGUGUCUUGUAUUCUCAUUAAUUGGACUACACUUCAAAAUCAAACCCAUCUAAGCGGUGCGAUACUUUACGGAAGCGCACUUAUACUUUCUUUUACAACAAACAUACAUUACGGUGGAAUAACAUGUGUUUUUUCACUUUAUUUACUAAAAAAAAACAAAGAUUCUCUAUCGCAUUUCGAAAUGUGAAACAUUCUUUGUAACAAUGUAGAUUAAUCAUAAUAAACGUAAAGGACACUUUCGCUUA